AAACAACAUAUAGACAUACGUAUCAACAUUGGAAAAAUUAGAGUGGGAAAGAAAUAAUUAAGGUGUAAUCGUGUCAUUAGUUUCUUAACUAAAUGGAUAAUUACACAAUUAUGUGGAUUAUGGUAGUGAUUAGCAUGAUGGUGAUUAGUUUAGUAGAUGCACAAACGGCUCCACCUUGUGCUGAUCAGAUAUUACCAUGCAUGGAUUACCUAAACUCCACCAACCCACCAGACAUUUGUUGCAACCCAGUCCAAGAUAUGUAUCACACAUCGCAUGAAACAUGUUUCUGUCAACUUGCAACUCCUGGACUACUUGAAGGUUUUGGUGUUCAACUUGAUCAGGCUAUCCAAGUUGUUCAUGCUUGCGGUGUCGAGUUCGAUGUCGCGUCCUGCAAAGCUUCUUCUCCGGCUUUUUCUCCUUCAUUGGUGACACCUCCAGCAACACGUGGAAGUGAUGAAGGAGGAGCAGAUAAGAUUACUUUAACUGGACUCAGUUUCAUAAUGUUCAUUUGGGCAUGUGUGCUGUUUCAUUAAGAAGAAAGUGCCAUGAGACAAAAAAUAUAUAUCUAAUCCAAAAUUGUAUUUUGAUAUUUGAUUUUCAUUAUUAUUGAGUGUGUAUCCAUGAACGUGGUCUUUCAUUAUACAGAUGUAUUAUUUUUAAUGAUGUGUGUCUCGUUAAUGUCUUAAAAUUAAAUUCAUUAAUUUUAAAACAUGUACAGCUUAAGAUAUUGGGAAUCAAUAAUGUAGCAAAGUUAUGGUUGACCAUAUAUUUAGCUUCCUCUAUAUGUCAAGAUA
Lathyrus oleraceus (garden pea) is the source of this 794-nucleotide messenger RNA. Its product is annotated as non-specific lipid transfer protein GPI-anchored 8. The record is from RefSeq and is a predicted model, not a curated record. The transcript is spliced from 3 exons. Lineage: Eukaryota; Viridiplantae; Streptophyta; Magnoliopsida; Fabales; Fabaceae. The coding region runs from base 93 to 533 and encodes 146 amino acids.